This is a messenger RNA of Rhodamnia argentea, 2626 nucleotides long. Its product is annotated as transcription factor bHLH155-like. The coding region runs from base 229 to 2415 and encodes 728 amino acids. The transcript has 10 exons. Gene Ontology annotation, biological process: regulation of DNA-templated transcription. The record is from RefSeq and is a predicted model, not a curated record. NCBI's taxonomy places the organism in Eukaryota, Viridiplantae, Streptophyta, Magnoliopsida, Myrtales, Myrtaceae. Gene Ontology annotation, molecular function: DNA-binding transcription factor activity; protein dimerization activity.
CCGGAUGAACCGGUAGCCGGUUGUGCCAUUGCUUGCUCUCUCUGUCUCUUUCUCUAUAAAUGACAGCAUCGGGGACGUCGAGACUCGAUCGUGUUUCAUUCAUGGACAAAGAAUUCCUCAUUUUCUCUCUGUCUGUGCAAUUGUCUGCUUUAAAACUGUGAUUCCGAGGUUGGAGAUCAAGUUUUGAGCCGGAAACCAUGGGGUACUCGAUGCUUGUACCGGCGUAGCAUGGGAAGUCCUGCUUUACCGCAGUUACUACAGAGCUUGUGUCGCGAUGCGCGCUGGACGUACGCGGUGUUCUGGAAGAUCAGGCGUCGAGUCCCUGCGGUUUUAACAUGGGAAGAUGGGUAUUUCGACCAUUCAAAGGCUAGAAGAAACAGAGAGAAUUGCUCAGAUGAAUUCUACUUCAACAGAUCAGGCGAGCUAUUUCCUUUUGUCCAUGAAAAUGGCUUGCAGAAUGGAAGUGCAAGCCAAUUCCCCUUAGGAGUUGUGGAAGCUGAUAUGGCGUGUCGUCACUACUCACUGGGAGAAGGGCUUGUAGGUGAAGUGGCGGUCACAGGCAACUACUGUUGGCUUUCUUCUGAUGAUAUUUUGGCUUCUCGGUGCAACUCUGAGAUUCCUUUAGAGCUUCCUGAGGAAUGGCUAUCACAGUUUUUGGCCGGUGUGAAGACUACUCUCCUGUUACCUGUUCUUCCGCACGGCGUCUUGCAACUAGGCUCCUUGGAAUUGGUUGCUGAGGACAUAGCGAUUGUCGCUGAUCUCACAGAGAGAUUAGUCUCGCUUCAACACGAUUUUAGCCAUUCUCUAACUUCCACGAUGAACCAUGGCCGGCAGGAUCUUUCUAUCCUCUCCUGUUUCACAGAUGGUCUGGAUGAGUCAUUGAAAAUCACUGGCAGCCAGGUUUCUAAAACAAAAUCUGAAGGGUUGCAUAACAAUUUCGAGGCGAAUUGCAGCAUGCUAAAUCUUGUACAUGUUCGGCCCCUUUCAGAAAUCCAAGAAGAUGCAUGGGGUAAUGAGACUUCUGUCUUGGCAGCCAGUCCUUCCAAAGUGUCAUCUCUCCCAAUUGGACCUGCAAACCAGUCAGAAAGGAUGGAUGAUGAUGAUUUUGGAUUCUCUCGUGCAGAAGCAGAAUUGCAUGCCUUCGAUAAAUGUUACAACUCAGGCAGGUUAGGUGACUUUUACGAUGGCAUGGAGGACUACUUCACUGCUAGUGACUUUGUGAGCCUACCAUUAGGAGAAAAUGACGUUGAGAAUAUUGAGAAUGAAACCAUCGGCAACAUGUCUAGCUUCUCCGUGAACUAUGAACUGGAUGGAGCUCCUGAGCGAGCUUUCUUGUGGCAAAGUGAAUUUUCUGUGGAUACGUUUUUCCAAGAUAUGGACGUGCUUAAAAGCUCUUCUCUGACUGAGAAACAAGAUUUUGCCGAUGACAAUAAGCCGUUUACUGGGGAAUCUGGGAGAUACCCUGUCAAAGACGAAGGGGAGUAUCUCUUGGAAUCUAUAAUCAGCAACAUAUAUGGCAGUCCUGAUCAUAAUUCAUCAAAUAAAUCCAACCUUCUCGUAUCUUCAACCGUUCAACCGGAGCAACUUUUUACUUCUUUGAGAACAAAAGGGGAGUCUGAAGAAAGCUGCCUGAGUGGAGAUAUUGCAAGCUGCAUAACUCCAGCUGCAUUCAGCUCUAGGAAUAGGGAUAGAGAAACUUCUAGCGAUUCUUUAACUUCAAAUAAAAGCAUGCUGAGUACAGUCACUGAUAAAGAGCAGCGGAGGAGGGGAUCCCCUCAUGAACAGGCUAAGGGUCAGAAGAUGAUGAUCAGUGGUAGCAAAAGAAAGGGAAGACCAGGUGAUAACCAGAGGCCAAGACCAAGAGACAGACAGUUGAUUCAGGAGAGACUGAAGGAACUUAGGGACCUUGUCCCAAAUGGUGCGAAGGGUAGCAUCGAUGCCCUUCUAGAUCGAACAAUCAAGCACAUGCUGUUCUUAAGAGGCGCAACCAACCAGGCAGAGAAGUUGAAGGAGUGGGUGCCCCCAGAGUUGACAUCUAUGAAUGGCAAUGUCACACAGGACUCUGAACGGAACAGAUGGAGAGCACUUGAAAUCAACGCUGAUUCCCGGGGUGGAGCUAGCUGGGCUCUUGAAUUAGGAGGUGAGCUUCAGGUAUGCCCUAUAGUGGUGGAAGACCUGGAAUACCCAGGACUCAUGCUUAUUGAGAUGCUAUGCAACGACCAAGGGCUCUUUCUGGACAUUGCUCAGGUGCUUCGACGCCUAGAAUUGACCAUCCUGAAGGGUGUUACAGAGAAAGAUUCGGGCAAUAACUGGGCCCGCUUCAUUGUUGAGGCUUCAAAGGGUUUCCAGAGAAUAGACAUAUUUUGGCCUUUGAUGCAGCUUUGGCAGCACCGGAGGAAUACCGUUCCAACAUGACAUAAUGGCUGUUGGGUGGUCUUUUCUCUAACAAAUAGGUUGUUAUGGUCUAGCGGCUGUAGGAUGCCAUUCUUGCAAGGAGUUUCUUUUAGCAUUCCAGCAAGUUGCGAUCAUAUGUUGAUUUGAAUCUAGCUAGCGAUGUCGGGUGGAUACAUGGCCUUGUAUUGCUGCAGUCCUGUAAUUCUCUUUCGAAAACAUCCCUCUUGAUUCU